Juglans regia (Persian walnut) is the source of this 3148-nucleotide messenger RNA. RefSeq names its product WEB family protein At3g02930, chloroplastic-like. Gene Ontology annotation, biological process: reciprocal meiotic recombination. The record is from RefSeq and is a predicted model, not a curated record. NCBI's taxonomy places the organism in Eukaryota, Viridiplantae, Streptophyta, Magnoliopsida, Fagales, Juglandaceae. The transcript has 3 exons. Bases 372 to 2903 code for a protein of 843 amino acids.
CCAUCCUCGAGAGAGGGAGAGGGGAGAGGGGAGAGGGGGAGAGGGCGUUACAACUACCAGUGUGUUGAAUUUGUGCUGUGAGUCUGUCUUUGUGGCCGGUUAAGAGACAGGAAAAAAACCCGAAAUAGUUUGGUUUCUGUUCUGUAAAUUCUUUCGAUUUAUCUUCUACUACUUGUUCCACUUCACCCACUUCUUGUUUUCUUCGUUUGCUGUUUCGGAAAGAACGAAAGAAGUUGUAAUAUAUAUUAUGCUGAUCUGAAACAUCAGACAUUCUCUUACAAUGUCAGUAUAUUAGCAGCUCCAUAUCCAAGGUAGCACGCUUCUCUAUCACUUCAUCUUCUACGACAAACAAUAUCAACACCUCCACAACCAUGUCAUCCAAAUCCAAGUCCGCUUUAUCUGAAACUCCUCACAAAGCAUCACCAGCAACUCCAAGAGUUGCUAGACCAAGCAGGGGAGUAGCUAAAUCAGAAUCUGAUUCACCCUCUCCUUUGCAAAGUUCACGCCUUUCAGUUGAUCGGUCUCCACGAUCGGUUCCCUCGAAGCCCACCAUUGAGCGAAGAUCACCAAAACUUGCUACCCCACCUGAAAAACAACCUGCACGGAUUGCAAAGGGAUCAGAAUUACAGGCACAAUUGAAUGUUUUUCAGGAAGAUCUUAAGAAAGCAAAGGAACAGAUAGCUUUGGUUGAGAAAGAGAAGGCGAAAGCAGUUGAUGAAUUAAAAGAAGCACAAAGAGUUGCCGAAGAAGCAAAUGAGAGACUCAGGGAGGCUUUGGCGGCUCAAAAGCGAGCUGAGGAGGAUUCAGAGAUUGAGAAGUUCAGGGCUGUUGAGUUGGAGCAGGCAGGAAUCGAGGCGGCCCAGAAGAAGGAAGAUGAAUGGCGGAGAGAGCUUGAAACUGUGAGGAACCAACAUGCUUUGGAUGUGGCUGCUCUUCUCUCUACCACUCAGGAUCUCCAAAGGGUAAAGCAAGAACUGACCAUGACGUGUGAUGCAAAGAACCAGGCACUUAGCCAUGCCGAUGAUGCAACUAAGAUUGCCGAGAUUCAUGCAGAGAAAGUGGAGAUUCUCUCGGCCGAGGUGAUCCAGUUGAAGGCCUUGCUUGAUUCAAAGCUUGAAACUGAGGUCAGUGAAAACAACCAGAUGGUGUUGAAGCUUAAAUCGGAGAUGGACUCUUUGAAAGAAGAACUUCAAGAAGUGAAAGGUGUCAAGGAGAAAUUGAUAGAGAAAGAGGCUUCUAUUGAACAGCUUAAUGUUGAGCUAGAAGCUGCAAAGAUGGCCGAAUCUUAUGCUCGUGGUCUGGUGGAGGAGUGGCGAAACAGGGUUGAGGAACUAGAGACCCGGGUUGAGGAAGCAAAUAAGUUGGAGAGAUCUGCAUCAGAAUCUUUGAAUUCCGUCAUGAAACAACUAGAGGGAAAUAAGGAUUUAUUGCAUGAUGCAGAAUCUGAAAUUGCUGCUCUAAAAGAGAAGGUGGGGUUGCUGGAGAUUACAAUUGGAAGACAAAGAGGGGAUCUUGAGGAGUCAGAACGCUGUCUUGACAUGGCCAAGGAAGAAACUUCUGAGAUGGCCAAAAAGGUCGAGUCUCUAAAUUCGGAGCUUGAAACUGUGAAGGAGGAGAAAGCCCAGGCUUUGAACAACGAGAAGCUUGCAGCUUCUAGUGCUCAGACCCUAUUAGAGGAGAAAAAUAAACUUACUAAUGAAUUGGGAAAUUCCAGGGAUGAAGAAGAGAAGAGCAAGAAGGCGAUGGAAAGCUUAGCUUCAGCCUUGCACGAGGUCUCUGCAGAAGCAAGAGAAGCGAAAGAAAGACUUUUAUCCAGUCAAGGUGAGCAUGAAAAUUAUGAGACCCAGAUAGCAGAUCUGAAGUUGGCCUUGAAAGCAACGAGUGAGAAGUAUGAAAGCGUGGUUGAUGAUUCAAAACAUGAGAUUCAUGUCCUUACAGAAACAAUUCAACAAUCCAAGAACGAAUUGCAAAACACCAAGGCUGAGUGGGAGCAAAAAGAACUUCAUUUGGUGGAUUGUGUAAAGCAGUCAGAAGAAGAGAACUCUUCUCUGGGAAAAGAAAUAAAUAGGCUGGUGAAUUUGCUCAAGCAAAAGGAGGAAGAAGCUUGUGCCAGCAAGGAAGAAGAAGCCCAGCUGAUGGAAACCUUACAAAAAGUUGAGGCUGAGGUAAUUGACUUGCAGGAAGCUCUUGGCAAAGCAAAGACUGAAAACAUCAAAUUGAAAGAAAAUCUUCUGGACAAAGAAAAUGAGUUCCAGAGUAUAAUUCAAGAAAACGAGGAACUUCGAACUAGGGAAGCUGCUUCCCUCAAGAGAGUUGAGGAGUUAUCUAAGUUGCUCGAAGAAACUGUGGCCAAAAGGAAAUAUGAAGAAAAUGGUGAACUUACAGACAGUGAAAAGGAAUACGAUUUGCUUCCAAAGGUGGUUGAAUUCUCUGAAGAGAAUGGACAUGCAAGAGAAGAGAAGCCUAAAACGGAGUCUCCACUCGAUCAAUGCGAGGAACCUAGAGAAGAGAACUUAGAUGAAAAGAAUAACUUCUUGAAGGAUGAGGCUGAAAAGAUGGAUUCUGCCCAAAUUGAGAACGUGAAUGGAAAACUGAAGGAGGAAAAAGAAGACGACUCGGUAGAAGUUGAAUUUAAAAUGUGGGAGAGCUGCAAAAUUGAAAAGAAAGAGUUUUCACCAGAGAGAGAAGUGGGGCAGGAAUCCUUUGAAGAGGAAGUGAACUCAAAGGUGGAGGGAGGCGAACUCUUUGAUCAGAUAAAUGGGGUAUCUUCUACAGAAAACAUUGAUGAUGGUGGAACCUCACCAUCAAAGCAGCAGCAACAACAGAAGAAGAAGAAGAAGCCUUUGCUUGGAAAGUUUGGAAGCUUGCUCAAGAAGAAGGGAACCAGCAGCAGCCAGAAGUAGAGUAAUAAAUCAGUUUGGCCUAACUUUUGUGCUUUACUAGCAGGCAGGUAUAUUUUGCUACUAUUUUGUUACCAAAUGUGUUUGAUUCAUUGUUUUUGCUUCCAAAGAACAGAAUAGGUCAAGGAAAGAAGAGGCAUGUAUUAUUUUUAGUUUUUUCCUUUUUUUUAUUCUAAUGUAAUUCCCCCCAUGUGGGACAGUAUCUUGUAUGUGAUGGAAAUUCUAUUUGAUUUUCCAUUUUGUGUUAA